AUGGUUCACGAUGGACAGUCAAGGUUUUCCAUUAAUGGAAAACCCAUUUACCAUUUUGUUGGGACCUCUACUUUUAGUGAGUACACUGUGGUUCAUGUUGGUUGUGUUGUUAAAAUCAGCCCCUUGCUCCUCUUGACAAAGUCUGUGUUCUCAGUUGUGGAAUCUCCACACGUAAUUGCUAAGAUGACUGAUGGCAGAGUAGACAGGAGUGUUGAAUAUACUGGGCAUAUUGAUGCUAUGAUUUCAGCAUUUGAAUAUGCCCACGAUACACACCCUAUGAACUUAAUGAAUGGAAUGACUCUCAAGAGAACAUUCUUUGGAAACAACAAGCCCCGUUAUGAUCUUCCUUCUGUUGUUGAGAAAUACAUGAACAAGGAGCUUGAAUUGGAGAAAUUUAUCACUCAUAAACUCCUAUUUGCUGAAAUCAACAAGGCAUUUGAUUUAAUGUUGAAAGGAGAAGGCCUUCGUUGCAUUUGCUGA
Nicotiana tabacum (common tobacco) is the source of this 480-nucleotide messenger RNA. The record is from RefSeq and is a predicted model, not a curated record. Lineage: Eukaryota; Viridiplantae; Streptophyta; Magnoliopsida; Solanales; Solanaceae.